This is a messenger RNA of Protopterus annectens (West African lungfish), 2274 nucleotides long. It is a transcript of the gene GNAT2, whose product is annotated as G protein subunit alpha transducin 2. The transcript is spliced from 8 exons. Gene Ontology annotation, molecular function: G-protein beta/gamma-subunit complex binding; G protein-coupled receptor binding; GTPase activity. Bases 196 to 1260 code for a protein of 354 amino acids. Lineage: Eukaryota; Metazoa; Chordata; Ceratodontiformes; Protopteridae. The record is from RefSeq and is a predicted model, not a curated record. Gene Ontology annotation, cellular component: photoreceptor inner segment; heterotrimeric G-protein complex; photoreceptor outer segment. Gene Ontology annotation, biological process: detection of chemical stimulus involved in sensory perception of bitter taste; adenylate cyclase-modulating G protein-coupled receptor signaling pathway.
CCAGCAAUUUAUGCUUGUAGGUGCUGCUGCCCACAUUUUGAAAGGGCUUGCUAUUGCCUUGCUGUUUUCUUGCAUCCCUCUCUCUGUCUCUGUUUGUCUGUCUCUCUGUCUCUUUCUUUCUCUAACUGUCCCACUGCCUCUUUCUAACAGCCGCUCACCUGUAAAGGAUCAGAAGUGGAGGAGCAGGACGCUGACAUGGGGAGUGGUGCCAGUGCGGAGGACAAAGAACUGGCCAAAAGGUCCAAAGAACUUGAAAAGAAACUUCAAGAGGAUGCUGACAAGGAUGCAAAGACAGUCAAACUGCUACUUCUGGGAGCCGGUGAAUCAGGAAAAAGCACCAUUGUCAAACAGAUGAAGAUUAUCCACCAGGACGGGUACACUGAGGAAGAAUGUUUGGAAUUCAAAUCAAUUAUUUAUGGCAACAUCCUGCAGUCAAUUCUGGCCAUCAUCCGAGCCAUGCCUACUCUAGGUAUUGACUACGCUGAUUCAGCAAAGGAGGAUGAUGGCCGACAACUUUUCAAUCUAGCAGAUUCCAUUGAGGAGGGCACCAUGCCUCCUGAACUGGUGAAUGUCAUCAAGACGCUAUGGGUAGAUGGAGGUGUACAGGCCUGUUUUGAAAGGGCAGCGGAAUAUCAGCUCAAUGAUUCAGCUCCAUAUUACCUCAAUCAGUUAGAGAGAAUCACAGCUGCUGGCUAUAUUCCAAAUGAGCAGGAUGUUCUGCGAUCGAGAGUGAAAACAACAGGCAUCAUUGAAACACAGUUCUGCUUCAAGGACCUUCACUUUAGAAUGUUCGACGUUGGAGGCCAACGGUCAGAGCGUAAGAAGUGGAUCCACUGCUUUGAAGGUGUUACCUGCAUCAUAUUUUGUGCAGCCCUCAGUGCCUAUGACAUGGUGCUUGUAGAGGAUGAGGAAGUGAACCGCAUGCAUGAAUCCCUCCAUCUGUUUAACAGCAUAUGCAACCACAAGUUCUUUGCAGCAACCUCAAUAGUGUUGUUUCUCAACAAGAAAGACCUUUUCGAAGAGAAAGUGAAGAAAGUCCAUCUCAGCAUCUGCUUCCCCGACUAUGACGGUUCCAACACUUUUGAAGAUGCUGGAAAUUUCAUCAAACUUCAGUUCCUGGACCUCAACAUGCGGAAAGAUGUUAAAGAAAUUUAUAGUCAUAUGACAUGUGCCACAGACACAAAAAAUGUCAAAUUUGUGUUUGAUGCUGUAACAGACAUCAUUAUCAAAGAAAACCUUAAAGACUGUGGCCUCUUCUAAAGGUCAAUUUCAGGUAAUAGAUAAAUCUCUUUGGUAAACUCUUUUUUAAGGAAAGCAGAAAAAUAUAUUCUGAUGAAGCACUGAAAGACAUGUCUAACAUAAUGAACAUAUGAACAGCAGAAUUUGUAAACCCACAUUUAGCAUUCACAUCAAUGUUUUCUUCUGAGGGCAUAAAAGGAUAUAGUUUGCUCUAGUACAUAACCAAACCGUAUACUAGGACACUAUGCUGGGUUACAGAGUUAAACGUCUAACUCAUUUACGUCACUCAUUUUAUCAACUCCAUGAUGUCAUUCUGCACUGAAAUAAUGACGUAAUGUAUGCACGCUUUUAUCACUGUUUUAUGGAUUGUAUUAAUUUAACAUGUUCAUUCUUGCUGUAUUUUCCAACUUUUUAUAUAUCAUGUACUUAUUGUAAAUUGCUUUACCUGGGGUAUGCCUAAAAUGGUCAGUUGUGAUCAGUGCACUACCUGGUAAACAAAGAUAAAUAAAUAAAAUAAACCAUACAAAGGUAUAUAAAUUCCACUGCUAUAUGCAAGUUUAAGUGCUUUACUUCAUAAACAUACAAAAUAAGUCUCUGCAAAUAAAAUAAAAUAUGAUAAAGGAUGACAAGAAUGUAAUAGUGUAUCAGUGGGAUUUUUGCCAGCUUAGGUUAUGGGUUGUCUGUAACUUUAACAACAAUGACAGAUUUGUUUUUUAUAGUCUAUUUUUAUAGUGUUACAACAUGCCCAGUAAGGUUCGUCAACUAAUAUUUUUGAAAAAGAUCAUUCACUGUAAUACCGCAAACUGUAGCUUAGAACUAUAUUGCAGUUCUUGUGAAAAUAAACCACUUAUUGUCAGCAGUUUUAAAAGCAGAAACAAAACCUGACAACUGAAGGCCUCAGAGUUUAAAUAUAUUUUAUCUUGAAGAAAUGUUGGCAAACAACCAAGAAUAUGUAAAUUCCAGUUCUUUAUAACAUGACUGUCUUCAAAUAUUGCUGUUAAAUGGCAAAAACAAUUAAACAUUGAUUUAAAAUUC